Molecule: messenger RNA, 1239 nt
Organism: Perca fluviatilis (European perch)
Lineage: Eukaryota; Metazoa; Chordata; Actinopteri; Perciformes; Percidae
Product: multidrug resistance-associated protein 5-like
Biological process (GO): transmembrane transport
Cellular component (GO): membrane
Molecular function (GO): ATP binding; ATP hydrolysis activity; ABC-type transporter activity
Source: RefSeq, a predicted model, not a curated record
GCAUGCGCAGUGGCCUCUCGCGGCACCCGCGGCCCAGAAAGGAUUUCUCAACAUAUAAAAAAACAUCCGUAAUCUACCCUGACAGACUAAACUCAGAGCAGACAAAAGCCCACAGUGCUGACGUCAUUAGAGGGGGAUAUUUGGGGGGGGUCUGGCUGGCUUGCGUCACGUAGCUAAAAGACUCUACCUCCCAUGAUGCAUCGCUCUGCUGCUGAUGCUGCUGUGAGUCCGAGAGAGAAGAGAAGAGAAGGUGUUUACUGCGGACCUGAAGGAGAACAGGCAUCACGAGAGACACACGACAGAUCAGAGAAAGACAGACAGCUCCAUGUGGUCUGAUAGAAGAUGAAACAACAUGACUUUGGACGGAUCGAGCCGGAGUCUCUACAGCCGGGGUCAGGGGUCACCCAGCAGCCUGAGGGUUGUCAGGGUGUGUUGGGAGUGUGUGAGGACAGAGGACCUGGUUGCCAUGGUGAAGAGCUGGAGGAGGGCGGAGCUAAGAACACAGACCACAAGACAACAGGUGGAGACAAAGACAGGCAUCCGGUGGACAGCGCAGGUCUUUUCUCCUUCAUGACGUUUCAUUGGCUGACUCCGCUGGCUGUACAUGCACGCAGGAAAGGACGGCUCCUAUUGGAUGAUGUCUGGCCCGUGUCACAGCAGGAGGGUUGCCAUGCCAACAGCCUGAGGUUGGCGUCUCUGUGGGAGGAUGAGCGGAGGUCAAAGGGCAGCGAUGCGUCUCUGUGUUCGGUGGUCUGGUCUUUCUGUCGGGCUCGUCUGCUGCUCUCCAUCCUCUGUCUCACCGUCACCCAGCUGGCAGGAUUCAGCGGCCCGGCCUUUGUGGUGAAGCGUCUGCUGGAGUACACCCAGCAGACGCAGCCUGAUCUGGGCUACGGGCUGCUGCUGGUCCUGGGCGUCCUGACCACGGAGCUGGUCCGGUCCUGGUCUCUGGCUCUGACCUGGGCCCUGAACUACCGGACCGGGUCCAGACUGAGAGGAGCCAUCCUCAGCCUCGCCUUCAGCAAGAUCCUGAAGCUCCGCAGCAUCCGGGACAAGACCGUGGGACAGCUGGUGAACAUGUGCUCCAGUGAUGGCCAGAGGAUGUUUGAUGCCGCGGCAGUGGGCAGCCUGCUGGCCGGUGGCCCCCUGGUGGCCGUGCUCGGUGUGGUCUACAACCUGUUCAUCCUGGGACCCACCUCUCUGCUGGGAUCAGCUGUCUUCAUCCUCUUCUACCCCACCAUG